Bipolaris zeicola 26-R-13 is the source of this 486-nucleotide messenger RNA. RefSeq lists its product as uncharacterized. Gene Ontology annotation, molecular function: 4 iron, 4 sulfur cluster binding; catalytic activity. The coding region runs from base 1 to 486 and encodes 161 amino acids. The transcript has a single exon. The record is from RefSeq and is a predicted model, not a curated record. Lineage: Eukaryota; Fungi; Ascomycota; Dothideomycetes; Pleosporales; Pleosporaceae.
AUGGAUUUCGUCUCAAUCUGCUUUGGACUACUGCUAAUCGGUAUCGCGUUCGUAUACCUGCGUUACAACAAUCAUCGCACCGUAUGCCCUGUGGCUGUCAACUAUCACUUUACGAGGCGCUGCAACAAAACGUGUGGAUUCUGUUUCCACACCGCCACCUCCUCUUUUAUGGAAAGUUCUGAUCGCGCAAAGAAAGGGCUUCUAUUGCUCAAGGAAGCAGGCAUGCGAAAGCUGAAUUUUGCUGGCGGGGAGCCGUUCCUUUAUCCAAAGUUCCUGGCAGAGAUGGUGGUCUUCUGCAAAGAUGAGUUACAACUCGAGUCGGUCUCCAUCGUCACAAACGGAAGUCUUGUCAAGGAAAGCUUCUUUCGGCAGUGCGGUUCCAAAAUCGACAUAUUGGCGGUCUCAUGUGAUUCGUUCAACGAGUCUACGUCAAAGAUGGCCAGACGGUGUUGGGUGCGAGGUGGUGCGGUGGAUCAUCGCGCAUAA